GGAAAAUAUCUCAAUCACACUUGAUUUCAACACACCAAGCCACCAAGCCAAACAACUUAUAAACGCCCACAAAGAACGAAACUAUUCUGAACUCGUCAUUCAGCAAAUGCAGAUUAUAAUAUUAUGACACACAUAAAAUUGUGUAGGUAGUAACUGACCUUUCAUUGAAAAGAGGAGGAGUCAAACAAAGAUCCUCAAAGGGUUGGGACCUCCUGCUGUCAGUCCCUAGGGAACUUCCUGUUGUCACCACACCUCUGAAUGAGUCGUCUGAGCUUGCUGUGAGCAAAACCCACAGGGGAAACUCUUAAGCCUCUUCGAAGUAAAUUAUUCUUGUGAAUGUGACACACGAUCUCUCCAGUUUCCAUGUUGAGAUUCUACGUAUUUAUCAGUUUUAUGUGCUUGGCAAGAGCAGACACAGGAGAAACAUGUCCUUCAUUCACCAGGCUGAGCCUUCACAGUGCAUUAGUUGGUACGGGACUGGACGUGAGGCUGAUGCUCUACACAAGGAGAAACCCAACUUGCGCACAGACCAUCAACUCCUCAGCCUUUGAGAACUUGAAUGUGACCAAGAAAACCACCUUCAUUGUUCAUGGAUUCAGACCAACAGGCUCCCCUCCUGUUUGGAUGGAGGACUUAGUAAAGGCUUUGCUCUCUGUGGAAGACAUGAACGUAGUUGUUGUGGAUUGGAAUCGAGGAGCUACAACUGUAAUAUACAACCAUGCCUCUAGUAAGACCAGAAAAGUAGCCACCAUCUUGAAGGAAUUCAUUGACCAGGUGUUGGCAGAAGGAGCUUCUCUUGAUGACAUCUACAUGAUCGGAGUAAGUCUAGGCGCCCACAUAGCUGGGUUUGUUGGAGAGAUGUAUGAUGGACGGCUGGGGAGAAUUACAGGCCUCGACCCUGCGGGCCCUUUAUUCAACGGGAAACCUCCUCAGGACAGAUUAGAUCCCAGUGAUGCGCAGUUCGUUGAUGUCAUCCAUUCCGACACUGACGCACUGGGGUAUAAGGAACCAUUAGGAAACAUAGACUUUUACCCAAAUGGAGGAUUGGAUCAGCCUGGCUGCCCAAAAACAAUAUUGGGAGGAUUUCAGUAUUUUAAAUGUGACCACCAGAGGUCUGUGUACCUGUACCUGUCUUCCCUGAGAGAGAGCUGCACCAUCACUGCAUACCCCUGUGACUCCUACCAGGAUUAUAGGAAUGGCAAGUGUGUCGGCUGCACUACCUCACAAAACCAGUCCUGUCCCCUCCUGGGCUAUUAUGCUGAUAAUUGGAAAGACUAUUUAAGGGAGAAAGAUCCUCCAAUGACAAAGGCGUUCUUUGACACAGCUGAGGAGAAGCCAUUCUGCAUGUAUCAUUACUUUGUGGAUAUUAUAACAUGGAACAGGAACAUCAGAAGAGGGGACAUUACAAUCAAAUUGAGAGACAAAGCUGGAAACACCACAGAAUCCAAAAUCAAUCAUGAACCCACCACAUUUCAGAAAUAUCACCAAGUGAGUCUACUUGCAAGAUUUAAUCAAGAUCUGGAAAAGGUGGCUGCCAUUUCCUUGGUGUUCUCUACAGGAUCUGUAAUUGGCCCGAGGUACCAGCUCAGGAUCCUCCGAAUGAAGUUAAGGUCCCUUGCCCAUCCGGACAGGCCCCAGCUGUGUCGGUAUGAUCUUGUCCUGAUGGAAAACAUUGAAACAGUCUUCCAACCUAUUCUGUGCCCAAAGUUGCAGAUGUAACUGUUGCCAGGACACAUGGGCAUCAGUAAUAGAAAGAAAGCUACGACGGGCUGUUUUAAAGCAUCACUUCACCUUUUCUGCAAUGCACAAAAAAACCCCAAAGCUUUUUUCAGUAGCAUCUAUGGAUGUCACAUUGUACAACAUCAAACAACCUUGUGAUUAUAAAACGAUCCUGGAAAGGGAGCCCCUAACUAGGGCAAGUCAGAAAUAGCCAGGCUUGCGGCAGCCCAGCGCUGUGUCUGCUGCGUCCUGGGGCCUCCUUUGUUCUGACCUGUCAAUUCUGUUGCCUGUCACUCGGGUGGUUCUACCCAUCACGGCUCCAGGUCAAGCAUCUUCAAGGGAAGGACGGACUGGAGGCCUCACUGUGGACUCAACUCUGCAUUCUCUGUGCCAAAUUUCUCCAGUUCUCGCAUGUAGAAGGGAAUGAAACUGACCUGUACUUCACCGGGCUGCUGUGUGGGUUUGGAGGCAAGUCUAUGAAGGCUUUUUUGAAAUCCCAUGGGUCCACAUCUAUGAGAUGUGUGAUAAAUGUGAAUAUGCUUUUAUUUAUUUUCAUAGGGCUUAUCUAAUUUACAAUAAGAGAGCCUCUCUCUAUCAACACCAGCUUCUCUCUUGGACUGUUUGAUCUGGGAAGGCAAGAAAGUCACAUGCGGGCUCUCUGCUUUCUCUAAAGUGUUGGAGCAUAGAGGAGCUGGAGAAGGUGGGGUGGACUGACAGCUAAGAGAGUGGCUGCUAGGACUAGAUGGUAAGUGGAUGAGGAAAGAAGGACAAGGAAGCUGUGGGGCAGCCUCUCCACACAGCGACAGGGCAAGAGAGGGAAAAGCAGAGUUUGUUUUUCACCUAAGGUGGAGAAGGAUCACUUUACAGGCAACCCACAUUUCUUUUUUUUGAGAGAGAGUUUCGCUUUUUUUGUCGCCCAGGCUAGAUUGCAAUGGUGUGAUCUCUGCUCACUGUAACCUCUGCCUCCUGGGUUAAGAGCGAUUCUCCUGCCUCAGCCUCCUAAGUAGCUGGGAUUACAGGUGCCUGCCACUGCACCUUGAUAAUUUUUGUAUAUUUAGUAGAGAUGGGGUUUCACUAUGUUGGCCAGACUGGUCUCAAACUCCUGCCCUUAACUGAUCCGCCUGCCUCGGCCUCCCAAAGUGCUGGGAUUACAGGCGUCAGCCGCCACCCCCGACCAAGAAAUAGACUCUGUCAUAAAUUAUAGAAAUCUAUAAAUAUAUUCCUGUGUGGCACAUCUUACAGAUUUACAUUUGUAACAUACAGAGCCUGUUUUGUUUAAGUGAGGGAUGACUGGACUCCGAGUGGAACAAGCUCUUGGACAUCUCACCAUCCUUCCUCCUCCUUCCCACAUUUCCUUAGCAAUGGUGGACAGAGAGAUCAGUGUGCUGUAGGCCCUGGUUUCUUCUUAGAGUUUUAUUGGUCCUGUAUUCUGAUUAGCACAGUCACUUUUUUGUUCUCUUUCCUUGCCUGGUAAGCAGGAGUCAAAAUGAUAGCAGGAAAUUCCAGAAAUAGAAUUUCUACCAAUUUGUAAGAUCUGGGCUCCUGGGUCUUCUAGCUCAGUACUUGGCUCACUGUGGGAUGGGUAGAUGGAUGAAUGAAUGGAUAAAGAAAAGUUUGUUCACUGGAGAGGAGAUGAAUUUCAGUAAGUUUCAUAUGACAGUGAUCAAGAGAAAUAAAGGCAGUUAUCGGUGUGAA
Callithrix jacchus (white-tufted-ear marmoset) is the source of this 3414-nucleotide messenger RNA. RefSeq names its product lipase H (gene LIPH). Gene Ontology annotation, molecular function: glycerophospholipase activity. Gene Ontology annotation, biological process: lipid catabolic process. The record is from RefSeq and is a predicted model, not a curated record. Lineage: Eukaryota; Metazoa; Chordata; Mammalia; Primates; Cebidae.